AGGGACACUCAUAUCCUGCUCCUUCGCCAGAGUGAAGAUGUCUCUCCAGGCUCCUCUCCUACCUGCAGUGGUCCUGUCUCUGGUUCUGGUUGUGUUGGCUCUGACAGGGCUGUCCCAUGCCCAGCCCCAGCCCAAGGCUUCUGUCCUGGAUUUCUCAGCCAGCCUGGGUAACCUCCUCCCCAGCCUCAGCCGUCCAGCCAACUCCAGCCGGAUCUUCUACGGGGUAAUGUUUGACGCUGGCAGCACUGGGACACGCAUCCACGUCUAUACCUUCAUACAGAAAGACCCUGGUGAGUUAUGUUAAAAUUCUACUGGAGAGAGAGGUAUUUAGAUGCUCCCAGAUGUGUUACUCUAUGCAAUGUUGUGGAGUUGAAUUGCCCAUUUAUUUCAAAAUAAAUGUGUGUAUUAUUAGAUGCUAGUCAAUGAACAUUACACAAAAUACCCAUCUUCAUAAAACAUCAUUAAUGUUUGCAAAUUGUAGAUUAAAUGCUUAUUGAUCCGAGUGGAUUUUGUAAUUUCAAUUGUAUAUCUUUAUCUGUUGACUGAUGGUUCAUUUGUAUAUUUUGUCUGACAGAGUUACCAGUGUUGGAUAAUGAGAUGUUCCAUUCCAUCAAGCCUGGUCUGUCAGCAUACGCAGACAUGCCUGAAAUGGUGAGUACAGUAGCGGUUGUAAUUGUCGAUGCAGCAAGUGAUAUUCCAAUAUUCCCAAAACACUUUAAAUAGAUUUUGCUCAAAUUCAUCAUCAUCAUCAUCAUCGCAACCACGUUAUCUCCCCAGGGUGGGUACACAGUGAGGCAGCUUCUGAAGGUGGCUAAGAAGACCGUCCCUCGGCUGGAUUGGAAGAGAACCCCACUGGUCCUGAAAGCUACAGCAGGGCUCAGGCUGCUGCCCCCAGAGAAAGCCCAGGGUCUACUGGAACAGGUACUGGCUAGGGCACUGCUUGAUCUGAUAGGGGGCUACUGUGUAGGGAGUUGGGAGUUGGGGGGCUAGUGUACGGCUCUACUAAAUCAAGUAUGGCACUGCCGAAGGUGUUGACACUACAUUCACUCUUUCUGUUGUCAUCUCUCUAUCUUCCCACUCUACCCCUCAGGUGCAGGACGUGUUUGAUGAAUCUCCCUUCUUCGUCCCAGAUGACAGCGUCAGCAUAAUGGAUGGUACAAAUGAAGGUAAAGUCUCGUCUCGUCUACCAAUAACCCCCAGUCAACCUCCAGUCAAACCUAUUCAUCAGCACUUCGGUGGCAGGCUUCAGCAGUGCUCUCCUCCUGGUAGCAUCAGUCACUGUUCUCCUUCUACAGCUUGCUGUGCUCUUUAUUUUUCAUGGUGUUGGUUUUCCUGAGGCUGUUUUACUAAAUUACUGUAGAUUACCCUGAUCUGUUAUGAUGACGCUGUUGGAAAAAGAGGGUUGUUGUCGUUAGAGGCAGUGUUGGUUACAUCUCAAAAAUGUGUAAUUAUGUGGUGAAUGGAUUUAGUGGUUUACCAAGCCUCGUGUGGUGUCAUUGUUUAAUUGAUUUGUCAGCAUUUUGACCACGUCUCUCAAAUGAUAGCUCUCUCACACGUAAAACGAAUGCUUAUGCAUGUCAAACAAGUUGUGAGGUAACUGCACUAAACUGCAUUGUCAGAUCAGUAUUAACCCCACUUGAAUUGAACUUUUUUGUUCUCGUAGGAAUUUUGGCGUGGGUUACUGUGAACUUUUUGACAGGUGAGACUUGUAACUUCUUGUCAUAGUACAUAUUGUAAUGAAUUCUUUUAACUUUUCAUAAAUUUUUGGUCAGACUAUUCUAUUAUCAGGGUGUAGGGUUGGCCAUAUAUAUAUAUAUAGACAUACUGUACAUAAACUCAAAGACAUCUGAAAUGGCAAUGACAUUUUUUAUUUCUCAUAAACCCUGGCUCUCCAGAAGAUAACCUCAACUUGUACAACCAUAGUCGAUACUGAGUAGGGUUUUAUUCCUCAAAGGGACUCCUAUCAUCUUUAUCAGAUCUCCACAGCGUGUUUCACACCUCUGGAUACAGAUCCUGGGCUGUACCAAAUCAGAAGUGUGACUGAUUCCUAUCUCGCCGUCUUCAGAGGGAACUUGUCGAUAAAGUUGGUUCAAAUGUGAACUUCUUUUUUUAGGUCACCUGUAUGCUGAGACCAGGAAGACAGUGGGGAUUCUGGAUCUGGGGGGAGGAUCAACUCAAAUCACUUUUCUACCCAAAUGCAAGGUUAGGGUCCAUUUGUACAAGUUGAUUUAUUUUCAAUAUUGUGUUUCUACACUACGUUGAUACAGUGUUUAUAUUUUAAUAUGAAUAAUAUAAUAUAUGCCAUUUAGCAGACGCUUUUAUCCAGAAGAUCAGUUAGCAGAAGAUCAGUUAGACAUGCAUACAUUUCUUCACAUAUUUAUUUGUCCUGUGCAGAAAACCAUUGAAAGUUCUCCUGCUGACUACAUUGCCAGACUUGACAUGUUCAACUCUACAUAUGAACUGUACACUCACAGGUAAACAAUCUAAAUCCACUGAUGCAGAAAGUAUAAACAGUCACGAGUAAUUGUUCUUAAUAACAAAACCGUAAUAGUUUGUAAAAGUGCUAUCCAAAUAACUAUUAAUUUAUUGAUUUGAUUGACAGCUACCUGGGUAAUGGACUGAUGGCAGCCAGACUGGCAGCCCUAGGAGCACUGGGGGCAGAAGGUAAUGGCUCGAUUCAAUCCGUAGCGCUCAAGAGCUGCGAUACACUCAGAUAGAAAUGUAAUUACCUUUAAAUUUCAAUUGCACUAUAACGCUGAACUUCGUCAAUACAGAUUGAAUCGAGCCCUAACAUUCCUUUACAUAUCAUCAUCAGCAUGUUAGAAUCCCCAAUUCACACACAAUAUAGGUUUUAGAACAUGCAACAUCUUUUCACUUUGCUAUGUUAUUCAUAGACCCCCAUACAUCAUUAUUUUGUUACUUUACACUACAGGGUUGGAGUGGAGAGUGUUCAAAAGCUCCUGUCUGCCCAAGAAGUUCAGAGAGGAGUGGAGCUUUGGAGGACUCACAUACACAGUCAGCGGGAUACCUGAUGGUGAGAGUCAACCAACUCACUGGAUCUGCUAGAACUACCAUCAAAUAUGUACUGUAAUAGAACAACCUUAAUAUAAUAUAUUCCCUUUAGCAGACGCUUUUAUCCAAAGUGACUUACAGUCAUGCAUGCAUACAUUUUACAUAUGGUGUGCGUAAAAUGUACCUUGGAACAGUUAUUUGGGUGGUAACACAAAACGUAGCAUGCCGAACUUGGUACCUCUGAAAGUGUCUUCCUAUGCAGGGUACUAGGGUUUACCUGGGGUUGCUGUAAAGCAGUUUGUCACAAAUGUGUAUGAAAGUGCUAUACAAAUGCAUUGUAUUGAUUGAAAAAUUGAGGUCAUAACAGUAUCCUGUUUCGGUCCCUGUCCCAGGUUAUGCGGGAUACAAGCUGUGUUACCAGGAGGUGUUGAAGGUGGUAAAGGGAAUGGUUCACCAUCCCUAUGAGUUGAAAGACACCAGUGUGUUCUAUGCUUUCUCGUACUACUUUGACCGAGCCGUGGAUGCAGGCCUUAUUGGUGAGAACACACACACACACAACUUCUACUACAACCGAGCAGUGGACGCAUCAGUAGCCCUGUUUAUACCUGGUUCCAACAAUUGUCCUUUGUCCUGAUCUUGUCCACAUUCUGAUUGUGCCCACAACAGGUGUAAACGAUUACGACGCAUUGUGAUCAGACCUUCCUGACCACCUCCGGAUGUAGUCAGGCACACAUUGUGUCUGGAUAUCUUACAAGUGUAGACGGAUCUGGACAGUGAAACCAUUUAAAUCAUCAUUAUCCCACCCUCUACAAACAUUGACAGGUUACACCAUUGACUUUUGGCAUCAAUAUGUGUCUUAAAAUAAAAAUAUUUUCAAGUAAUAUCUGUAAAAUAAUUUCAUACAGGGCGGGACCAGGAUAUCUAGUCACAAUGCUGACACAGUGGACGGAUAAGACACAUUUUACUACCGUGUGUAGAUGCAAUGGCUUCAAUGUGGGAACAAUCGGAAUGUGGAUAAGCUCAGGACAAAGGACGCAUGUUAGAACCAGGUAUAAACGGGCUAGUGAGAGGACACACACACACAGUUAGUAUAAUGACUCCUAGAAUGAGAUCCUUUCCCUUCCUCCCACUCGACAGGGAAAAAUAGCUAAUUACUGAGGUAACUGACUCAGACUCAGUGGUGUGAUGAGUUCUAGAUGUGUAGUUAUUAGAGUGGUGUCCGUGGUCGUCGACUUGUCAGUGUUGUAAGAUGAUGAGAAAGGUUACAGGCCCUAUUAGUAUGAUGGAGAUGUAUAGGGUUAGUGUAGCCCUGCUCUCAUUGUAUUGAAUGAUACAGUGUGAUGACAGUGUUUCUGAAGGAAAGAUUAACGACCCCCCGUCGUUCCUCUCUUUCAGACGGGACCCAAGGAGGAAUGCUGGAGGUCAGGGACUUCAAGAAGGGAGCUAAAGAGGGUGAGAACAAGUUAAGCCACAAAUACAAAAUACCAUAAAGAUCGAUGUAUCAAAAUAAACGACAAAAUACUUGUAUUUUGAAAUGUAUUUAAUUAAAAUACAUGUAUUUUGUAUUUUAAAAUACAAAAUACAUGUAUUUUGUAUUUUAAAAUACAGAUAUAUAUUUGCAAGUAGCCGGCCCAAACAGUAACGUUUUACUUGUACUUUAUCUACCUUAGUUGAGUGCCCCGACUGUAAGUCACUCUGGAUAAGUGUCUGCUAAAUGACCUAAAUGUAAAUGUAUAUGUAAAGAAUAUAUUAACAUACCAAAAUGAUAGCUCUUAUCAGACCGUAGUGCCAUCGGACUCCUGAUACCAACUCCAGGUGAAAGGGAGCAACAAAAUGGUGAACUGCUAUAAAAAAUGGGAUAGAAAAGUAUUUUGAAAAUACAAAUGACAGCUCUCGAAAGUAUCUUGUUACAAAACACAUAGGAGUGUAGUUCAGCCCAGUGUAAUACAAAUGACAAAUUACUCAGAAUUGAAAUACAUUUUUCAAAUACAUAGAAAUACUGCGCAUAGCAAUGGAUUUAUCAUUACUGUGUUGUGCAGGGUUCCCCAACUUGGCCAUCCAGGUUUUCUGAGCAAAAAAAUAACAUAAAAUAAAAACGCAUGUGACACGCUGCACGCACCGCAACCUAGUCUGGCAGAUGAAUCCCAGCUGUGUGGAUUGCCUCCCAUUGAAGUGAAUGGACUUCUGGCUGAACGCAUACAUACUGGUGGGCACAAGGCUUAGGCCUAGAUUUAAUCAGAUCAAGCGUUAACCAGCAAUAGCCGACACCCGCAUAGCUGAUAUUUUGGCGGUGUCAGAGGUGUAACUGCGUUGGAGCAGCUCUUGUGAUCAUUGUCACAAAGCCACACCCGUCCCACUCAUGUUAGAAGUUAAAAAUGAGAAAGUGUAGGCUAUAUAGAAAUAAUGAUGCUCAAAUUAAAAAUCAUUGUUUAAAAAAUCAGCCUCAUCAAGGUGUAGAUAACAUCACACAUUCCAGUGUUCAAACUUCCUAUUAAUGUGACUCCGUGCAGCCAAUGGCAAUGUCCGCGAUAGCUAUAAUGCCGGAAUCCGCUGGAUUUGACAGCUGGAACGCAGCUUCCUUCCCACACCGUCAAAACAGCAGCUAUGCGGGUGUUGGCUAGCUCUAGCCCUUACUGCACUAUGCUUGAGAAGUCUGAAUGGCUUAAAGGUGCCUUCCUCUCCUCGUUUCACUGAUCUGGAAGUGGAUUUCUGUUUCAUGUUCCAGUGUGUAACAAGAUGUCUAAGUACCGUCCGGUCAGCCCCUUCCUGUGUAUGGACAUGACCUACAUCACCUGUCUGCUCAAAGAUGGCUUCGGCUUCAAGGAGAACACUGUACUGCAGGUGAGACAGUGAAGUCAUAAUGCACAAUAGUCCUUUUGGCAAUUCAGUAACACAAAACCACACUUUUUAAAGCUAGCAACAAAGAAAUGGUCAGACACAAGAUCAGUUAGACAUUUUUACUUAAAUAAAUACAAAAAGGCAUGAGUGAUUUGGUGUGUGUUGUCUCCUUUCUCCAGCUGACUAAGAAGGUGAACAACGUGGAGACAAGCUGGGCUUUAGGUGCCACGUUCAACCACUUCCAGAACCUAAAGAUCCACUGAGAGACAAAGAGCCACAGGGUUGGGUGGGAUCACUGGUUUACAUGGUGCUCAACAAGAAAUGGACUGAUAAGCCUUUGUGUCUUGUUGCGAAUUGUAAUGUCUUAAAGAUAUGCCAAACUUGUAUCUUUGCCUUAUGUUCAACUUGCAAGAUUUCACAUUUGAGAUGGAAUUACAAUUGUUAACUAUUUUGUUACCCAACACGUAUAUGGCUGGUACCAUAGUUCAGUAGGUCUGUUGUUUUCAUGUUGUGACUGGCUGCUAUAUUGUAGGCUUGUAUUAUGUACUUCUCUAUUAAAGCACUGGGGGCUGAAACUCCACAUAGUUGUGUUACUGCAAAUACUGUAUAAAUCUGGAUAUUUUGACCGUCUGAUAUCAGUUGGGUCUGAUCUGUCUUUUCAUAAAAAAAAUUGAAGCUGGUACAGUGGGGAAAAAAGUAUUUA
This is a messenger RNA of Coregonus sp. 'balchen', 6553 nucleotides long. The record is from the annotation of a GenBank genome assembly. Lineage: Eukaryota; Metazoa; Chordata; Actinopteri; Salmoniformes; Salmonidae.